Molecule: messenger RNA, 1320 nt
Organism: Zea mays
Lineage: Eukaryota; Viridiplantae; Streptophyta; Magnoliopsida; Poales; Poaceae
Product: Anthocyanidin reductase
Exons: 3
Coding region: 149-1039 (296 amino acids)
Molecular function (GO): oxidoreductase activity, acting on the CH-OH group of donors, NAD or NADP as acceptor
Source: RefSeq, marked validated
CUCAAAGGCUCAAACUACCACCUGUUCACUUGUCGCCAAUCCAUCAGUGUCGGGACAACCCAUCAGAGCUAGCUAGGGCCAGCUAGCAGCGAUUUAUCCUAGCUAGCUAGCAAGCUUCUCUUCUUCUUGCCCUCGUCGAUCGAUCGGUAUGGCGGCGGCGGCAGGUGAGGAGAGGAAGAAGACGGCGUGCGUGACCGGAGGGAACGGCUACAUCGCGUCGUUGCUCAUCAAGAUGCUGCUGGAGAAGGGCUACGCCGUGAAGACGACGGUGAGGCACCCCGAGGACAAGGAGAGCAACUCCCACCUGGAGGACCUGGAGAAGCUGGGCCUGGGCCCCUUGGAGGUCUACCGCGCCGACCUCGCCGAGGAAGGCAGCUACGACGAGGCCGUCGCCGGAUGCGACUACGCCUUCCUGCUCGCCGCGCCGGUCAACUACACGUCCAAGAACCCUGAGAAAGAGCUGAUGGAGCUCGGCGUCCAAGGCACUCUGAACGUGAUGAGGUCGUGCGUCAAGUCCGGCACGGUGAAGCGCGUGGUCCUGACCUCGUCGACGGCCGCCGUCUCCAGCAAGCCGCUGGAAAACGACGGGCACGGGCACGUGCUGGACGAGGAGUCCUUGUCCGACAUCGACUACCUCACCGCCAAAAGGACUGGCCUCUGGGCGUACCCGGUGUCGAAGGUGCUCAUGGAGAAGGCGGCGGCGGAGUUCGCGGCGGUCGAGGGCGUCAGCCUGGUGACCCUGUGCCCCUCCGUCACCGUGGGCGAGGCGCCCGACAGGCAGGUCUACACCACCGUCCCCGCCAUCCUCUCCCUGCUCUCCGGCGACGAGGCGGAGCUCAAGGUGCUCCGGGGCAUCGAGCGGGCCUCCGGCUCCGUGCCGCUGGUGCACGUCGAGGACGUCUGCCGCGCCGAGAUCUUCGCCGCCGAGGAGGCCGCCGACGGGAGGUACAUCUGCAACGGCGUCGACACCACCAUCGUCGAGAUGGCCCGUUUCCUGGCAGACAAGUACCCGCAGUACGACGUCAACACCAACCUGUAAGGAUCCAUGAACAAGAAGAAGCUCCUCCGUUCCGAGCUAGCUCCGGAUUUUAGUUGUUUGCUUGCAUGCCAUGAAUCCAUGAAACCAUGGAUCUGUUUGGUUCAGCUUUUUCUGACCAGCUUUUCUGAAAAUCUGGCUGUGGGGAGAAUCUGGCUGUGGGAAGAAUCUGAGUAUCAUUACGAUUACGUGUGGAGGAAAAUAAAGUUGUUCAUAGGGCUCAGGAUCUAGAAAGUGACGGAUUCCUACUAUUACAACGACUCAACCGAUUAUGUGUUUAUGUU